Messenger RNA from Hydra vulgaris (swiftwater hydra), 1103 nucleotides. RefSeq lists its product as uncharacterized. NCBI's taxonomy places the organism in Eukaryota, Metazoa, Cnidaria, Hydrozoa, Anthoathecata, Hydridae. The record is from RefSeq and is a predicted model, not a curated record.
UAAAAGAACACAUUUAAAAAAAUACUUAAGAAGUAGAAAUUCACAAAAUAACUACUCAAUUACAGUAACCUUAGGUUGUUUCUUGUGUCGAUAUUCAAUGCAUUCAUUUUUUUGUUUAAUUUUUGCAACAAUUUGCAACAUCUGUAUCGGCUCUCACCUCAAUUUGGAAAUUCAAGAUGGAAAACAUGAUUGUUUGUACAUGGAAAAAUUUAUUGGAGAUAGAAUGAAUAUUGUUAUACAGUUGUUAUAUGGGGCUCCAAAGGUUUUGUUUACACUAUUUUCUCCACAUAAUGAAAUUAUUUUGAUAAACGAGGAAAUGUCUUCAUUAACUCUUGACGAAAAUGUUCACAUACCUGGUGCAUACGCGCUAUGUUUUAACAAUACGUAUGGUUAUAGUAGAAAUGCUAUUGUUGGAAUAAAUUACGAUGCACACUUAGACAAUUCACUUAAAGGUCAAUUGCAACAAAGGAUAAUGCUAGAUAAACGCCGUUUAGCUGAAAGUAUUAUGAAGCAGAAUAAACCGUCAAUAAUGAUUAUUCCACGUGUUGUAAAAAAAGAAGAACAAGAUUCUUACAUCAUGAACGCUCCUGAUAUGAACAAAUUACGAAGUUAUGAACCUGUCAAAGAUAAUUCAACGGAAACAUUUUUACAGGAGAAAGCAGUGCUCAUUUCAAUAAACUUAGAUCGUAUGUAUGAUUUUAUUAACGUGCAUAAAUAUAAAACAAGUCUUCAUCUGAAUUUACAAGAAGAUAAUAAAUCUUACGUGACAAAUUUUUCCUCUUUCCUUUGUGUAAGCAUUGUAGUUAGUGGUUACUUGCAAGUCGUUAUUCUGAAAAGUUUUUUUUACAAACGCUUAACUUUAAAAAUUUAGAAAAAUUUAAUUUCUAGUAUAUAAUUUGCUUGGUUGAUAGUCGUUAGUGUCAACGAAUUAAAGAAAGAUAAAUUUAUGUAUAAAUAGUUAUUCUAUGGUCAUAGUCAAGUAAGGAUCACUCAGACUUAACAGUCUUCUUACCAAUCUCCUGAGAACGUUUUUCCUAUCACAAUGUAAAUAUGUAGCUUAAUGUAAAAGUUUUGAAAAAUUGUUAAUUUACCGGUUUUUAUAA